AUGUUCAUUCAAACUGCUCUAAAACAAUGCCCAAUUCUCUUCUUUGUCGAUCGCUCAUCGUACUCUGACAGCCCUCUUUUUGUCCAAAUGGAUCCGUCUACAAUGAUGGAGAAUGUAUUCAUGUUGAUAGCACAAAGGCAAGCUACCCUUCGGCGAAAGAAUCGCUUUGAUAAUACGUUCGUUUCGAAACGUGCACAAGCAAAUGGAGUCAAUGAUCAAGCAUACAUUGGAGUGGUCCAGGCAUCAAAUGGAAACUGGACGUAUGAUGAUGGAACUUCACUGCAAUAUAAGAAUUGGAAAUCGGGCCAUCCUCAGUCAAAUUCGAGUUGUGCCGUGUUGGAUAUAAAGGACGAUCAAUGGUUAUCGGUGAACUGCAACGAAGAUCGGCACUUUGUCUGCUCGACCCCAAACAGGAGAUCGUGUCCCACGAGAAACUGGUACUUUGCAGACGGGAUCGGUUGUGUGGAGUUUGUACUCUCCAAAAGGGGAUGGGAAAACGCUAGCAGCUAUUGUCAUGAGUCAGAUUCGUGGAUGAUUCCCAUCUCAAACGAGGCAACACAAAGCUAUAUCAAUUUUAAUAGUCAGGGGUUAAGAAAUUGGAUCGGUCUAUUUCGAGUCGAUAAUAAUUGGUUCUGGGACUCCAACAAUUCACCAACUCUAUUGACAAAUUCUUCUUAUCAAAACUGGAUGGGUGGAGUGAUGCCGCCUGUUGAUCCGGUGAACAAUUGUGCAAUCAUGAAUGAAGACGGCUACUGGGUGGCUGUGGAUUGCAAUGAUCCAUAUAUCCUUGUUUGUCAACAAGACAGUCAACCAUCAUCA
Messenger RNA from Mesorhabditis belari, 819 nucleotides. The record is from the annotation of a GenBank genome assembly. Lineage: Eukaryota; Metazoa; Nematoda; Chromadorea; Rhabditida; Rhabditidae.